Messenger RNA from Cladophialophora immunda, 2863 nucleotides. RefSeq lists its product as uncharacterized. Bases 106 to 2637 code for a protein of 843 amino acids. The transcript has 2 exons. NCBI's taxonomy places the organism in Eukaryota, Fungi, Ascomycota, Eurotiomycetes, Chaetothyriales, Herpotrichiellaceae. The record is from RefSeq and is a predicted model, not a curated record.
CAACUCGACCACUUUCAACUUGACUCCCCUCCUCUCCUCUCACCUGCGGCCCUGCUUCUCGAUUGUGCGGCUCUCUCUAAGAUCAAGCACCAUGCUGACCGCACUAUGUCGUCGCCCUUCAAUAACACCUCGCUCCGCUUCCGAUCCUUCUGCGCCACAAACGAUGAUCUCCCUACCCAGCCGAGCAUGGACACGCGCCCAGACCGCAUUCCGGACAACGUUAACACCACCGUUAUGACCCCGUCCAAUGACUCCCAACCCUCAAUUAGCGAUGGGAAAUUGCUGUGUUGCUGCGGGCGGCCAGAAUGUGCCUAUCUGGAGAACAACAACACUAUCUUAGGCGGCAUAGAGAGAGAUCUCGAGACCGCGGCAAGACUGGGUCAGGCACUUCUCAGUCGACAUGAAUCCUACGUGUCCGAAUCGCAGCACGAGCACCGGCGCCUCACAGCUUAUAUCAACGAACUGGAAAACGAAAGGGCGGCUUUGCAGUCCACAAAUGACAAGAUUGUGGAGGAAAAUCGCCAGCUUUUGACACAGCUCGAAACGGCCAACACGUCCCUCAAGGAAAGCGAUCACCAUGUCAAGAGUCUUGAGUCACUGCUUCGUGACUGCGAAGUCGAGGUUCGGAGAUUGAACGGCCUCAGCCGGCGUACAGAAGAAUUGGAGCUCAAAAUACUCGAAAUGGAGAAGGAACGCAUGGCCUUGACCCAACAAGCAGAUGAUUCGAGGGGUGAAAUCCGGAGCACGAUCAAGCGGUGGAGGGAGAGCGAAAUCAAAGUCCACCAGCUUGAGCGUGAAGUUCAAAGAAUUGAAUGGGAUGCGAAGGAGGACAGAGAACGCUACGAAGAGAUCAUUGCCAGGCUGGAGCGUGAGCGUGUUUUUGAGAGAGAAUUGGGUGGUGCGGAAGGUCGACUGAAGUCCGCUGCUGCCUUCAGAGGUCUCAACGCAGAUGAAAAGAACACCAACGUGGUCGGCCACUUUGUCAGGGACAUCCUUCAAGACAAUGCGAAUCUACAAGCUGGGAUCGUCGAGCUGAAAGAGCUGCUCCAAGCGUCCAACGAAGAAGUACAGAACCUGAGAGAGCAGAUCCUGGAGCAUCAGCCAGUAGAUGACGGCAGUUCUGGACCCAUCUCCGGGUCAGUCCCUUUGAGCGAUCAACUUGGUUGGUCACAGCCUUCUCCGAAUGUGCAGCAAUCGGUGCAUGUCCACCACCAUUAUCACGCCAAACUGGCGAAGCGAGACAGGGCUCCAACGGUUCGAAGAUCAUCUCGCAAGAGGACAGUGGUGGGCCUGGGGUUUCUUCCCUCGACGCCCGAGUCUUCUGCACCUACGACGCCGAACACCGGUCCUCAUCGGUUUGCCUCCAGCCCGGUUUUGCCCAUCGCUCUCCACCAGCCACAAGCUAUAAAGAAACGCUGGUCUGUUCAAUCCGCUACCACAAGCUCGUCUGUGGUCUCUAGUUUCCCAAGCUCUCCGCGGUCAUAUUUGGAGCAAUCCAGCUCUAUCUUCGACCGGCUUGAAGCUGGAGAAGAGUCGUCCAGGCCAACGAGUCCCGAGUCUACCGGCGGCUUCGCAUCUCCCCGGUUGAAAUUUGGAUCCGAACACGAUGAGAGAACAAGAGCCCUGCUCGCAGAGGAGGGACUCGAAGAGAGCGCCACACAAAUGUUUGCGAAAGCCCAACAGGCGGACCUGAAAGGUGAUGUGGACCUCCAUCAUCAAGAAGAGGCCAAGGAAUCAACUUCGCAUGAGCUGACUCCCAAACCUUCACAAAUUCUUGUUGCUGGUGAAAAGGUAUAUCACACCAUCCAACCCGAUUCUCUGGAAUUCGACCCAACCAAACAGCCUCGUGAACGCCCAGAACCGGAGCCACCUGAUAUAAUCAUCGAAGGGGAGGUGCCGGAUAUACCAGACAAGUUAGUAGGAGAAGGGCACAUUAACGGUAUGUGCCACCCGACGACGUCCCAUGAUCUGGAUGUUACCUCCGACGAUGCCACUCCGUCCAGCCUCCGCCGGACGGCCUCGCACGACUCUCUAGUGUCAAUCUCUGGCAUGGACAUACACAUCGCCAAGCGACCGACUUCGUCGACAUCUCAGUCGUCGAAUACGUUGAAAGGGAACAAGGCAUAUUUCGCUCUUUCGCCAUCUGCAGCUCGAAGGAUUGCCUCUGCACAGCCAUUGGCGAUGGUGACAGAGUACACAGCAUUGAGCUCGAUGACAUCGUUGAGCUCAGACUCGGCGAGCGGUAGGUCGGCUGGACAUCAAAUGCCGCAACGCAGUGUAAGCUCGAGUGUCGCAGCAUUGAGUGGUCUAGCCGAUCUUUCAUCCUCCCAACCUGACGACCAGCAACCUGCAUCUUCCGGAUUGGGGCGUCUGCUUGGUGGCUGGGUAAGAGGCAGAUGGGGCAUUGCACCAAUGAAGUCAAGUUCUGACUUGACAUCCUCGGCCGCUUCAACCACAUCAUCAUCGAGUGAAACCCAGCUACAAGCUGGGUCCCCUUUCCCAUACAUGGGUGGACGGCUUCCUGGGAUUAAUCAGAGAGGUCCUAUACCCGGAUUCAAGCCGGCGCCGAAACUCACCGGUGUGCAAGUGACGAUGGUUAAUGAGGAAGGGCUCAAGGAGAGUCUGGCAGAAGGGUGAUGAGUUCGCUCGACUGCGAUCCACGAUGAUAUGCUUGGGCGAUUGUACCGGGUGUAGUACUGAGUUGGGAUAGUGAGCGUUUCUGCAAGCAUUGUCUGGAUGGCACGAUGAUACCCCUGAAUUUAACCUGGUCCUUUCCUACAGGACGUGUUGGACUGGACGUAUAGUGAACGAAGUUAUAUUGCGAUAUAGGUAGAACGCUGGAGUAUUGAUGUGGACCCACGUG